Molecule: messenger RNA, 2450 nt
Organism: Actinia tenebrosa (Australian red waratah sea anemone)
Lineage: Eukaryota; Metazoa; Cnidaria; Anthozoa; Actiniaria; Actiniidae
Product: non-lysosomal glucosylceramidase
Biological process (GO): carbohydrate metabolic process; glucosylceramide catabolic process
Cellular component (GO): membrane
Molecular function (GO): glucosylceramidase activity; beta-glucosidase activity
Source: RefSeq, a predicted model, not a curated record
GCAGUGCUGUCACCCAAUCGUCCAAAUGGUGUGAUGUGCGGGCGCAGCCUACAGGGAUGGAAUUGGGGGUUUAAUGGUUCCAAUGCUGUAUAUCAUGCGCUAUACCCCCGUGCCUGGACAGUCUAUAAUCUACCUGGUCAGAACAUCAGGUUGAUCUGCCGGCAGGUUUCUCCUGUAUUUCCACAUGAUUAUAAGGAUACAAGUCUACCAGUAGGAGUAUUCAUUUGGACAAUAGAGAACAACAACGAUGAAGAAGUAGAGGUCGCCAUUAUGUUUUCAUUCCAGAAUGGCGACGGUAAUCCGAACGACACAUCCUCUGGACACUAUAACGAACCUUUCAGCUCUAAAGGAGUUCACUGUAAAGUUCAUCUGGAAACCAAGAAUGAUAAGAAUCCACAGACCAAUCACGUGACAACACCAAAUUCCUCGGGAAAGAGUCCACUGAAUCCUAGAAAACACGAAGAUGCCAAACCAAGUGAGCUGUCAACGACGUGCGAUGUCACAGGCGUUCUCCUUCAUCAUAAACACAGAAGUCAGCCAUACACACUAGCUAUAGCAGCCAAGGCCAAACAUAAGGCUGGUAAAUCUAUCGUCACUGUUACCACGAAAUCAUCGUUUGAUUCCCGUACUCCGUGUAGAAGAGUAUGGGAAGACUUGAUGGAUGAUGGUAAACUGAGCUCAUCUACAGAACCGAGCGUGCGGUCACGUGCAGACCAAUCGUUAUGCGCUGCUGUUACGGCCACCAAUACAGUCCCAGCCAAGUCCAAAUCAGAACUGGAAUUCUGUUUGGCGUGGGACAUGCCGACAAUUACCUUUGGGACCACCGGGAAGAAACACUAUAGAUUUUAUACCCGUUUCUUUGGUCACCAUGGGAACGCCGGUCCUGCCCUAUGUAGCCAUGCCCUCAUCAACUAUCCAGACUGGGAAGCCAAGAUUGAGGCCUGGCAGAACCCCAUUUUACAAGAUGAUUCACUUCCAAGCUGGUACAAGUCUGCUCUCUUUAACGAGCUCUACUUCGUGGCGGAUGGCGGCACAUUGUGGCUUGAUGUUAAACAGGAAUCAUCAACCAAGGCAAUCCCUGAAAUCAUUAAAAAGUUUGGUCGCUUCGCUUACUUGGAAGGUCACGAGUACAGAAUGUAUAACACCUAUGAUGUACAUUUCUAUGCAUCUUUUGCGUUGACCAUGCUUUGGCCUAAGCUACAACUAAGCCUUCAGUAUGACUUGGCGCAAACCGUGAAUCAGACUGACAGCCAGGUGUGGAUGACCAUGAUGAAUGGACACUACUGCACGAGGAAAGUCCCUGGUUGCGUCCCUCAUGAUAUCGGUGAUCCAGACGAGGAUCCCUGGGACCGAGUGAACGCCUACCACAUUCACGACACCUCCAAGUGGAAGGAUCUGAACCUGAAGUUCGUUCUUCAGGUCUACAGAGAUUAUGUAGCUACGCAUGAUGUGUAUUACUUGCAAGACAUGUGGCCUGUUACCAAGACUGUAAUGACCAAGUCCAUGACGUAUGAUCGGGAUGGCGAUGGACUGAUAGAAAAUUCAGGGCUUGCUGACCAGACCUACGAUGCCUGGCCUGUUAGUGGACCAAGUGCUUACUGCGGUGGUCUUUGGUUGGCUGCCUUACGUGUAAUGGCUGAGAUUGCUACCAUACUUGACUAUCCAGAGGAUCGGGACAAGUACAUGGACAUACUGAAGAGAGGCAAGGAGGCCUACAUUAAGAAGCUAUGGAAUGGUGUGUACUAUAACUAUGAUAGCAGUGAUCAUAGGUACCAUAACAGUAUCAUGGCUGACCAGUUAGCAGGUCAGUGGUACCUACAUGCCUGUGAUCUUGCACAGCGUGCUGGAGAUGAGGUAUUUCCGUUAGAACACGUGACUAGUGUUUUACGUACCAUCUUCGAAAACAAUGUCAUGAAAUUUCAAGAAGGAACAAUGGGUGCUGUGAAUGGCAUGCGACCUAAUGGACAGUUGGAUACGAGUAGUCUUCAAGCAGAGGAGGUUUGGACUGGAGUAACAUAUGCUCUCGGUGCUUCCAUGAUUCAAGAGGGUAUGGUUGAAGAGGGCUUCAAGACGGCAAGUGGAAUAUACAACACCUGCUUUGAAAGACUGGGCAUGGGUUUCCAGACACCAGAAGCUAUUGUUGCCAAUGGCAACUACAGGUCACUUGGAUACAUGCGGCCUCUGAGUAUCUGGGCCAUGCAGUGGGCACUGAACAAGAAAAGUAAGAAGAAAGAACCAUCAAAGGAUGUUGCAAUCUUCAGCACGACUUAAUCACAUUCAUAUAGCUAUUGGCUAAUAUUGGCUUYAUUUAUUAUUGAGCUAUUUUACAGCAUCUUGGGGAUGGUUCGAUAUUUAUCUUAGGGGUGGAACACGAGGGAAAUGGGGAAACCUGCCAGCCAUAUUUACCAAAAUAUAUGUUAUCAGAGGAGGUCUUGGGAUUUUGCUCAAAA